UUUCCCCUACAGCAAAUUUGACGGGACACGCGGAGAAGGUGGGGAUUGAGAAUUUCGAGCUCCUGAAGGUCCUGGGCACAGGAGCUUAUGGAAAAGUUUUCCUGGUACGGAAAAUCAGCGGCCAUGACUCCGGGAAGCUUUACGCCAUGAAAGUCUUAAAGAAGGCCACGAUAAUCCAGAAAGCCAAGACGGCGGAGCACACGCGGACCGAACGCCAGGUGCUGGAGCACAUCCGCCAGUCCCCGUUCCUUGUAACACUGCAUUACGCUUUCCAGACGGACACAAAACUUCAUCUCAUUUUGGAUUACAUUAAUGGAGGAGAACUUUUUACUCACUUAUCCCAGCGGGAAAAAUUCACGGAGAGUGAAGUACGAAUCUAUAUCGGGGAGAUCGUCCUGGCCCUUGAGCACCUGCACAAGCUGGGGAUCAUUUAUCGGGAUAUCAAACUGGAAAAUAUCCUCCUGGACUCCAGCGGCCACGUGGUGCUCACCGACUUCGGGCUCAGUAAGGAGUUUCUGUCGGACGAAAAUGAAAGAACCUAUUCCUUCUGUGGGACGAUCGAAUAUAUGGCGCCAGAGAUCGUCAGAGGCGGAGAUUCUGGACAUGACAAGGCUGUGGACUGGUGGAGUUUGGGGGUCCUGAUGUAUGAGCUGCUGACGGGAGCUUCACCCUUCACUGUAGACGGAGAGAAAAAUUCACAAGCCGAAAUUUCUAAGAGGAUAUUAAAAAGCGACCCACCUUAUCCUCAAGAGAUGAGCGAGACCGUGAAAGAUCUCAUUAGAAGUCUGUUGAUGAAAGAUCCUAAAAAGCGUCUCGGCUGCGGUCCAGCGGGCUCAGAUGAAAUAAAGAAACAUCCUUUCUUCCAGAUUCUGAAUUGGGAGGAUUUAGAAGAAAAGAAAGUCCUUGCGCCCUUUAAACCGGUCAUCAAGGACGAGCUGGACGUGGGGAACUUUGCAGAAGAGUUUACAGAUAUGGAUCCCACGUACUCUCCUGCCGCUCUCCCCAUGAACGCCGACCGGAUAUUUCAGGGUUACUCCUUUGUUGCUCCAUCCAUCCUAUUCAAGCCCAACGCUGCCAUUGCAGACACUGUCCAGUAUCACCUGGGGACGGAGCGUCCAGGGGUCACAAACAUCGCGAGGAGCGCCAUGAUGAAGGACUCUCCCUUUUAUCAUCACUACGAGCUCGAUCUGAAGGAGAAGCCUUUGGGCGAGGGCAGCUUCUCCAUCUGUCGGAAAUGUUUGCACAAGAAAACCAACCAGGAGUAUGCGGUGAAAAUAAUCAGUAAACGAAUGGAGAGUAAUACCCAAAAAGAAAUUGCAGCAAUGAAGUUGUGUGAAGGUCACCCAAAUAUAGUGAAGUUACAUGACGUUCACCACGACCAGCUUCACACGUUUCUCGUGAUGGAAUUAUUGAAAGGUGGAGAAUUAUUUGAGCGUAUAAAGAAGAAGAAAACAUUCAGCGAGGCUGAAGCCAGCCACAUAAUGCGCAAACUAGUGUCCGCUGUCAGCCAUAUGCACGACGUUGGGGUUGUACACCGGGACCUGAAGCCAGAGAAUUUCCUGUUCACAGAUGAAAGUGAUAAUUCUGAAUUAAAAAUCAUUGAUUUUGGCUUCGCACGGUUAAAACCACCCGAUAACCAGCCCCUUAAGACCCCCUGCUUUACCCUGCAUUACGCCGCGCCCGAACUUUUGAACGCAAGUGGCUACGAUGAGUCAUGUGACCUCUGGAGUCUGGGGGUCAUCUUAUAUACAAUGCUGUCGGGUCAGGUGCCGUUCCAGUGUCACGAGAAGACCCUGAUGUGCGCCAGCGCCGAAGACAUCAUGAAGAAAAUUAAGCAGGGCGACUUCUCUUUCGAAGGAGAAAGCUGGAGAAACGUUUCUCAGGAGGCAAAGGAUUUAAUACAAGGGCUUCUUACAGUCGAUCCCAAUAAAAGAAUCAAGAUGUCUACCCUGAGGUAUAAUGAAUGGCUUCAGAAUGGCAGCCAGUUAUCUUCGAACCCUCUUAUGACCCCCGACAUCCUGGGCUCAGCCGGAGCGUCGGUGCACACUCACGUCAAAGCCACAUUUCAUGCCUUCAACAAGUACAAGCGGGAAGGUUUCCUCCUCCAGAACGUGGACAAGGCCCCUCUGGCCAAGCGCAGGAAGAUGAAAAAGACCAGCACCAGCACGGAGACGCGGAGCAGCUCCAGCGAGAGCUCGCACUCCUCACACUCCCACGGUAAAACCUCCCCGACAAAGAGCGCGCAGCCGGCCGGCCACAGCGACAGCAAUAACCCCGACACUAUCUUCCAGUUUACGGACUAAAGACGUGAAACCAGGACGACGCGGCGGGUGCCGUGCCACAGGACGCCACUCGUGGGCUUUGCAAGCAAUUAGCCAUUUUCUUUGUAAAAGAACCAUAUGGUGCUGCAAGGGCUUCUGGGAGUCGGGGGGAUGAGAACUUUAGCAUGCGACCCCCCUUUUCCCCUUUUUCUCCUGCUCAGGAGUGAGAGGAGUUUUUAAGAUCACGCAAAAAAAAAAAAAGGGCUGCUGCGGACAAUCGCAUAUCUCGCCUUAAUUAACCCCUUGGCUGCUGGGAAGGCCCCCGUUUAUCACGAUUUAUAAGGUUCGACCUACCUGCCGGGAAGGAGCGGGUCACCCAGGGUGAGGGUGGCCUUUUAUUUGCGUAUAUGAUACAGCAGGCCUAUGCAACCUUUUUUUGGCUCUCCAGCAGCAACUAGGGCAUGCUGAGACUUGUGGUUCGAUGUCCGAUCUGGUAAUCCCCCCCCCCCCCCAAUCCACCUUUAGAAAUGUUAGCACUUUGUUCUGUGAUAGGUGGCUCUGUCUUUAACCCUUUGCACUCGGCCUCUCAUAGUCCUUCAUUUCAAGUAGAGCCCGGAGAGUAGACAGCAGGCACGUCGCGCUCGCUCUUCUGCUGUAUUUUUUUUAUUUUAUUUUAUGGAGAUUUUAACGAGAAUGCACACGGACGCAGUUCAGAGGUGUCAGCCCGCAAAGGGAUCAUUUAAAAAACAAACAAACAUUGCUUUUGUGAACUUUCAAGUGAACUUUUGCGCUCUGUUUUAGAACUUGAAGUAGCAGACGCGAGGAAUUGCGAAAUGUUUUAGAGGUUUCUUGAGAUCCGUUUUUACUCUUAGGAGCGUUUUCCACUGUGAGUUUACUGCACUAGAUAUACGGAAGAUCUUAUUGUGGGGGUCCAGGACGGCGCCUCAUCCUGCCUCUUUUUUAUACACGGCUCAAAAAACUAAAGGGAACACUAAACAACACAAUGUAACUCCAAGUCACUGACACUUGUGUGAGAUCCCACUGUCCACUCAGGAAGAACACUGAUUGACAAUCAAUUUCACAUGGAACAGACAACACGUGGAAAUUAUAGGCAAUUAGCAAGACACCCACAAUAAAGGAGUGUGUCUGCAGGUGGUGACCACAGACCACUUCUCAGUUCCUAUGCUUCCUAGCUGAUGUUUUGGUCACU
Molecule: messenger RNA, 3471 nt
Organism: Hyla sarda
Lineage: Eukaryota; Metazoa; Chordata; Amphibia; Anura; Hylidae
Gene: RPS6KA5
Product: ribosomal protein S6 kinase A5
Exons: 16
Coding region: 147-2303 (718 amino acids)
Biological process (GO): regulation of DNA-templated transcription; protein phosphorylation; intracellular signal transduction
Molecular function (GO): protein serine/threonine kinase activity; ATP binding; magnesium ion binding
Source: RefSeq, a predicted model, not a curated record